Lolium perenne is the source of this 1015-nucleotide messenger RNA. RefSeq names its product MADS-box transcription factor 32. Gene Ontology annotation, biological process: regulation of DNA-templated transcription. NCBI's taxonomy places the organism in Eukaryota, Viridiplantae, Streptophyta, Magnoliopsida, Poales, Poaceae. The record is from RefSeq and is a predicted model, not a curated record. Gene Ontology annotation, molecular function: DNA-binding transcription factor activity; DNA binding; protein dimerization activity. Gene Ontology annotation, cellular component: nucleus.
UAAAUCAGUAAAACCCAUCUCUCCCACACACCCAACCAAGAAGCAACUGUUACAUCCCUCUCCUCCACGCACCCGCACAGUGGCAGGCAGCAAGCUGGGAGAGUGAGAGAGAUCAGAGAUAGUAGCUCGAUCCCCGGCAAAACCUAACCAAAACCAAGACCUUUCCUUAUCCUUGCAAGUCCUCGGAAACGGAAAGAGCCUGCUCCGCAGCGCGUUUGCGAGUUUGGGAAGAAGCUAGGCAACGCCGGAAGGGGAAACGAACGAGGGAGAUGGGGAGGGGGCGCAGCGAGAUAAAGAGGAUCGAGAACCCAACCCAGCGCCAGUCCACCUUCUACAAGCGCAGGGACGGCCUCUUCAAGAAGGCCAGGGAGCUCGCCGUCCUCUGCGACGCCGACCUCCUCCUCCUACUCUUCUCCGCCUCCGGCAAGCUCUACCACUACCUCGCGCCCACUGUUCCCUCCGUCAAGGACUUCGUGGAGAGGUACGAGACAGCGACGCACACCAAAGUUUGGUCCGAUAUCCGCCAGGAGAGGCGCGCCGAGCUGGAGAAGGUGGGCAAGAUGUGCGACAUCUUGGAGAAGGAGCUGAGGUUCAUGACGGUGGACGACAGGGAGCAGUACACGGUGCCGUCGCUGGCGGGGCUGGAGCAGAGCCUGGAGGCGGCGAUGCGCAAGGUGCGCUUCGAGAAGGACCGCAAGAUCGGAGGCGAGAUGAGCUACCUCGAGAACAUGAUCAGGGGAAAACAAGCGGAGCGCUACGGGUUGUGUGACAAGCUUGCUCAUGCUCAGAGUUUGAAGCAGAUGGAAGGUGGAUCCACCUCGCUAAACAACGGCUUGGACCUCAAACUGGGCUUCAAUUAGGAAACGGUAGAAGCUUGAGUUUGAAGCGUUCUGCACUAGUGUUGUUUCGAGCUCUUGUAUUAUGACAACCUGAAAUAUUGUUUUGAGCUCUAGUAUUAUGUCAACCUGAAAUAUUCUACUGUGCCAUUCGGGGUUAUAGGACUGUUAUUUUAUCA